CCAGCGAGCUAGAGGGCGGCCCGGCGCGCCCACCGAGUCCUCCUUUCUCCCUGUCCGCAUCAACCUCGCCGGGUCUCCCUCAAGCGAGCGCCGCAGACUACCAACCGGCUGUUCCCGGGCGUACUGCGAGCCGCACGGAUGCAAAACCCUGCGAGCGUCCGUCUCCUUCCGAGGCUCUCCACCAAACUCCGGGCGCCCAGCUAAAGGACAGUCGGCCCAAUAUGUCAAGACCUCUGAUCACUAGAUCCCCUGCAUCUCCAUUGAACAAUCAAGGCAUCCCCACUCCAGCACAGCUCACAAAAUCCAACGCACCAGUUCACAUUGAUGUGGGUGGGCACAUGUAUACCAGCAGCUUGGCCACGCUUACAAAAUAUCCUGAUUCCAGAAUCGGCCGGCUUUUCGAUGGCACGGAGCCCAUUGUUCUUGACAGUCUCAAGCAGCAUUAUUUCAUCGACAGAGAUGGGCAGAUGUUCAGAUAUAUCUUGAAUUUUUUAAGGACAUCAAAACUCCUCAUUCCUGAUGAUUUCAAGGACUACAGUUUGUUAUAUGAAGAAGCGAAAUAUUUCCAGCUUCAGCCCAUGUUAGGAGAGAUGGAAAGGUGGAAACAGGACCGGGAGAGUGGCCGCUUCUCAAAGUCUUGCGAGUGCCUGGUGGUGCGAGUUGCCCCAGACCUUGGAGAAAGGAUUACACUGAGCGGCGACAAGUCGUUGAUAGAAGAAGUGUUUCCAGAAAUCGGUGAUGUGAUGUGUAAUUCCGUCAACGCCGGCUGGAAUCACGACUCCACGCAUGUCAUCCGAUUUCCGCUGAAUGGAUACUGCCACCUCAACUCAGUUCAGGUACUUGAGAGGUUACAGCAAAGAGGAUUUGAGAUUGUUGGCUCGUGUGGAGGUGGGGUGGACUCUUCCCAAUUCAGUGAAUACGUACUGAGACGAGAACUCAGAAGGACAUCUCGUGCACCCUCCGUCAUUCGAAUAAAGCAAGAGCCUCUGGACUAAAAUGGACACGUUUCUUUAUGCAAAACAAACAAACAAAACAAAAAAAAAGAGGAAAAGAGAGAGGAAAAAAAAAGGGGGACGUUUCAUGUGCAGUUUGGACUCCAAACAAGUCCUGGAACUAAAAUUGAAUAAAAGACACAUUUAUAUCAAAUAUAGAGACCACACCUGAAUUCAUAUGGGAACAUUGGAACAAUAGUAAUAAUAAUAACCUCAAGGUGUAAAAGAGAACAUACACACACGCAUAUAUAUAAAGAGUAUGUAUGUAUAUGUAUGUAUGUACAUAUAUAUAUGUAUGUAUAUGUCAAAGGGUAGGAAAUGCAACAACGAAACAGUGAUAGAUGAGGUUGGUGCUGUAAUGGCCAUUAAGUGUCCUAGGCCUUACUCAGGCCCACUUAACAGUGUACAAGCCAUUACCAUUGGGGGAUUCAUAGAUGACUCCUCACCCGUUUCCCAUUGCCAAACAGCCAUCCACUUCUUCACGUGUACACACCUUGACUCAACUUUAUUUGCAUAUGGAGGUUUAUGUCUGUCUUUUUUAGAGGUGGGUGGGCCAGGUGUUCAGGAGACAACCAUCCAUUGCGUUGGAAAGCUAGUCGACUGAAAUUUUAAAUGUAGUUUGUACAGAAGUCGCACACUUUUUUGUCUGCCCUCACAGAUGUGAAAGAUUACUUUUCUUUUGAAUGAGUUUUUUUGUUGUUUUUGGUUUUGUUUUGUGGUUUGGUUUUCUUGGUUUU
Messenger RNA from Colius striatus (speckled mousebird), 1729 nucleotides. RefSeq names its product BTB/POZ domain-containing protein KCTD1. Gene Ontology annotation, molecular function: transcription factor binding; transcription corepressor activity. Lineage: Eukaryota; Metazoa; Chordata; Aves; Coliiformes; Coliidae. The record is from RefSeq and is a predicted model, not a curated record. Gene Ontology annotation, cellular component: nucleus. The coding region runs from base 222 to 995 and encodes 257 amino acids. The transcript is spliced from 5 exons. Gene Ontology annotation, biological process: negative regulation of DNA-templated transcription; protein homooligomerization.